Messenger RNA from Phaedon cochleariae (mustard beetle), 558 nucleotides. NCBI's taxonomy places the organism in Eukaryota, Metazoa, Arthropoda, Insecta, Coleoptera, Chrysomelidae. The record is from the annotation of a GenBank genome assembly.
GCCAAAGUUGACUUUGCCUGACAAGAUCAUCUCGAGAAAAAAAUAUGUCACGCCCCAAAACAUCAUAAUUCGUCAAAAAAAAAUUAAAUGAUUUUCUCCCAGACCUCGAAAAACUCCGUUCUUUAUGAAAUUCUCCGUUUUGCAUCGUCUUUCUAGAAAAAUUGAACUGAGAAGAUUCUGCAAUGAUGCCCACGACGCUUUCAAGAAAAGAAAGGACGCUUUCGAAAAUCAGUACAUUCGGAAACAAACGGCAGAACAACUGGAAGAACUGAAAGCGAAAAUACAAGAAAAACGUAAGGAAAAACUGAAAGAUGAGCUGAAGAAAGUUAGAGAAAAUUUGGACGAUAACGAAAAAUCUAAGUGAAAUAAGUGAGACAAUAAUAUAUUAGUAGAUAAUGAAAUUUGCAGAAGGUACUUACGUAGAAAAAUAUGAAUAAAUUUCUAUUUAUGUGAUAACAUGUUUAUGAACAAAAUUAUUAUCAUUGCGACUUUCCAUAGUUCCACAGACGGUGGGUAAUCAAAAUGUGAAUAUUAAUAAACAUACAGUGUGUCCCACUU